Nelumbo nucifera (sacred lotus) is the source of this 1502-nucleotide messenger RNA. Its product is annotated as short-chain dehydrogenase TIC 32 A, chloroplastic-like. The record is from RefSeq and is a predicted model, not a curated record. Lineage: Eukaryota; Viridiplantae; Streptophyta; Magnoliopsida; Proteales; Nelumbonaceae.
CAUCUCUUUCGUCCAUACGCCCCCUCCUCCCCCUUCCUCCAACUAUUUAUAAUCCCAUCUAUAUCGUUCUUUCGAGUUUGGACUUGGUUCCAAACCAGACAAACAAACCACCUCAUUAACCCCUUCCUUCAUUCCUUAGCCCUUUCGUAAUAAUAGUGAAAUGCUCGACACAGUAAAAUACCUUCUCGGUUCGGUCGGCCCCAGCGGCUUCGGCUCCAAGUCGACGACGGAGCAGGUCACCGAAGCCUGUCCCGAUCUCCGCUCCAUUACCGCUAUUAUCACAGGCGCCACCUCUGGGAUCGGAGCUGAGACGGCACGGGUUUUAGCGAAACGUGGUGUCAGGCUUGUUCUCCCAGCUCGUAGCCUGAAAGCCGCCGAGGAAGCCAAGGCUCGUAUUCUGGCUGAGUUUCCCGAGUCUCGAAUCUUCGUCAUGGCUCUCGAUCUCAGCUCUCUUUCUUCCGUUCGAACCUUCGUUUCCGAGUUUGAAUCUCUUGACUUGCCUCUUAAUCUGCUCAUAAACAACGCCGGGAAAUUCUCCCACGAACAUGCAGUCACCGAAGAUGGAAUCGAGAUGACAUUUGCCACUAACUAUUUGGGUCACUUUCUGUUGACUAAAAUGCUACUAAAGAAGAUGAUUGAGACGGCAGAAGUUACAGGCAUUCAAGGCCGAAUAGUAAACGUGUCGUCGACGGUCCACAGCUGGUUUUCCGGUGAUGCAAUCCGUUAUCUGGAAAUUAUCACCAGAAAGAAAAGCCACUACGAUGCCACACGUGCCUAUGCUCUCUCGAAGCUCGCCAACGUUCUCCACACCAAGGAACUGGCACUCAGAUUAAAGAAAAUGGAGGCAAAUGUUACUGUGAAUUGCGUUCAUCCGGGGAUAGUAAGAACAAGAUUAACCAGAGAUCGGGAAGGCCUCGUUACAGAUCUGGUGUUCUUCUUGGCUUCGAAGCUCUUGAAAACGAUUCCUCAGGCUGCUGCGACAACUUGCUACGUGGCCACUCAUCCAAGACUGGUAGAUGUCUCAGGCAGGUACUUCAUAGAUUGUAACGAAGCUAAAAGCUCAAAACUGGGGUCGAACGCGCACGAAGCUGCAAGGCUAUGGUCCGCCUCCGAAGACAUGACCGCCGAGAGAUUUAAAACCAAUUUUUGAACCAACCGGAACCGAUCUACCGAAUGUGACUAGCCCAAUCGGAACCGAGAGGGUCUCUAUAUAAGUUUAAUGAUCAGGUGCUUAGGGCAUGCAUCGGAGUUAAGACUGUUGAGCGUGUACGCCGUCUAAGUACACAUAAAUGAGAUGAUUAGUUAACUAAUCAGCUUUAGAUACAAGUGAAGAGGUUAAUAUAUAAUAAUUAUAUAUCGAUGUAUACAAAUAGGAAAGCUGAUGGAAGCCCUUGUUCAAGGCUAGCGGUACCUAUCUUAAUCUUACUGUACUAAUUAUUCAUUAGUAUGUAAUUAGGGACAUUAGAAAUAUAAAUGGGCAUUUGUUAAUCUUGUAGAGUUGA